AUGAAUGAAGGUCUGAUGAAUGUCACGAUUCACGACAACAUCACUUCAAACUCCGUGGUUUUCCUACCUGCCAAUAAACCGGUAAUCGCCAUUAACGAGCUUCCACUACCGUAUACCGGUCUCCAAAUGAAACUCAAGUGUGCCGAAGAUUGGUACGGAAUCUUUUGCCAUCAGUACUGCUUUGUGAAAAACGAAAGAUGGCGAUGUAAUGAGCAUGGAAAUCCGGCUUGUGCCCAGGGUUACUGUGGAUGGAAUUGUCUCAAGUCCGGAUCGGACUGUCCAGUUUUCGCAAAUUGCAGUUGUCAAAAUGGUGGAGAAUGUUACAGCCCUCUCUCGGAGUCUUCUACUAAAUGCCACUGUCCAGCAGGAUACUUGGGUGACGACUGCGGUUUUUUCUAUAUAACCGAGUCAAAACUGGAUUUUGUGACUAAUUUCGGUGCGAACUUGUCGGUUCCGAACAAAUUCUCGAAUCGAGCCGAUAUCUAUCAACUAUUCGAAAAAUAUGAAGAGAAGCUGCGGACAUCCGGACAACAAGAUGCACAGACAUAUCAAUCUUUUGGGAAAUUGGCGGUGAUUUGUGCUUUGAUCUGGCUUGUGGCUACGACGGGUUACUGUAUCAUCAAAUGUUGUUGGGAAUCGAAAGAACAGGAGCAGAUUGUGGAGACUUCUGGAGAUGAGAAGAAGAAGACGUCAGAAGAAGAGAAGAAGUGUAUUCUGAUAGAGAUGAAUGAUAUGUGA
Caenorhabditis remanei is the source of this 738-nucleotide messenger RNA. RefSeq lists its product as uncharacterized. Lineage: Eukaryota; Metazoa; Nematoda; Chromadorea; Rhabditida; Rhabditidae. The record is from RefSeq and is a predicted model, not a curated record. Gene Ontology annotation, molecular function: Notch binding. Gene Ontology annotation, biological process: cell communication; Notch signaling pathway; cell fate specification. The transcript has 3 exons. Gene Ontology annotation, cellular component: membrane. Bases 1 to 738 code for a protein of 245 amino acids.